UAGGAGCGCGUGAGAGCGCAGUCAUGUUCCCUAAAGGGAAAAGCGCGGCGGUGCCGUCGGACGGCCAGGCUCGGGAAAAGUUGGCGUUAUAUGUCUAUGAGUACCUGUUACACAUUGGAGCUCAGAAAUCAGCACAGACCUUCUUAUCAGAGAUCAGAUGGGAAAAGAACAUAACGCUUGGUGAACCUCCAGGCUUUCUCCACUCCUGGUGGUGUGUGUUCUGGGAUCUCUAUUGUGCAGCGCCGGAGAGAAGGGACAACUGCGAACACUCGAGUGAAGCCAAGGCUUUCCAUGACUACAGUGCAGCAGCAGCUCCGAGCCCUGUUCUGGGCAACCUGCCACCCGGAGAUGGCAUGCCAGGUGGGCCUCUGCCCCCCGGAUUCUUCCAGGGUCCGACUGGCUCACAGGCCUCUCCUCACUCACAGCCGCCACCUAACGCUAACAUGAUGGGAGCUCACGGACAGCCGUUUAUGUCCCCGCGUUACGCAGGAGGACCUCGGCCGCCCAUCAGGAUGAGUAACCAGCCUCCAGGAGGACAGCCUUUACCUCCGAAUGUUAUCGACCCCACACGGCCUCCAGGACAUCCAAACCUGGGACCCAUGCAGAGAAUGAACAUGCCCCGAGGGAUGGCACCCAUGGGACCUGGACCACAGUCCGAUCCAUGGUUAUCGUUGCAGAACUAUGGUGGUGGGAUGAGACCUCCCAACUCCAUGGGCCCCAACAUGCCCGGAGUUAACAUGGGACCAGGAACCGGUAGACCAUGGCCUAAUCCUAAUAACACCAACACGAUCCCGUAUUCGUCGUCAUCUCCGGGCACAUACGUGGGUCCGCCAGGAGGCGCGGGAGGAGGCUGUCCACCAGGAACGCCAAUCAUGCCAAGUCCAGCAGAUUCGACCAAUUCUGGAGAGAAUCUGUACACCAUGAUAAACUCCGUGCCACAAGGAGGAAACAGGUCCAGCUUCCCGUUAGGUCCAGACGGCCCGAUGGGAGGGAUGGAGCCUCACCACAUGAACGGCUCGUUAGGCUCAGGUGACAUGGACGGCCUUCCUAAGAAUUCUCCGAAUAACCUGAGCAGCCUGAGUAACCCACCAGGCACGCCAAGGGACGACGGAGAUUUAGGAGGGAACUUCUUGCACACUUUCCAAAAUGAGAAUUACUCCCCGACGAUGACGAUGAGUGUCUGAUCUGCGUCACUCACGGCGGCUCAAAGACAACCCAGAAAUAAAAAAUAUAAUCCGCACACAACCAGAGAGUGACUUCAGUCUCGCACCCAGACGUAAGAUGUCCAUCAGAAACCCUGUCCCGGAUGUCCAACGCGACGUGUCCGACACCAUCUUUAAGCCCCUUCCCCCCUGUCGCGCAUCUCGGCUGGAGCGCUUCUCUUUUCUACAGUCAUGUUCUUGCCUUUAGGUUUUUUUUUAAAUCAUUAUUUUUAUUUUUGAUUAUUAUUAUUAUUAUUAUUUCCACCGUCUUUAAUUGAAAAGUCAGAAGAUGGGUUCGUCGCGGUGCCGGAUCUCCCUGGACACCGCUUUAGGACCAGCGCACUGGACCCGAAAAAAACUGAAACGAAAGAACUGAGUAGAGAUUUAUCGUACAACAUUCCUGCAGACCGUUUUCAGCUUCACAGACGGCCUUGUCUCUCUCACACACACACACACACACACACACACACACACACACACACACACACACACACAGCCGCGUCGGCUCUUUUCUACUUCUUAUUAAAAUAAACCAGAUUAUUUAGACACAGCUCAUCGCUAAAUGCUUCCUUUGGAUUGUUUUUGACUAGUUUUUGACUCACACACACACACACUUACACUCCCUUCAGUCGUUUUUUUGCGUUGUAGAUUUUUAUAGCGAUUCUUUUUUUUUAAAUUUUAUAGACCAUCCUAUUGGUUGUACAAUCACCUCGACUAUUUAUUUUACAGACAAUCUCUGAGCGUCACCACGUACAGAUUAUAAAAAAAAAAGAUUUUUAUUUAUUUGUACUUCAUCUUUUUUUUCUGAUGCUUGCUAACGAGUUCUCUAACGAGCAUUUUGGUCUGACUAUAACCAUCACCAUCUCCCCAUCCUUCAUCAGGUCUCGUCUCGGGUUUUUUUCCCUCUUUCUCUGUUUCUCUUUAGGAUGUAAUCUGAAUCCCCCCUUGCUGUGAUUGGGCAACCCGAGCACAAAGCUGGGUGUGGCCGUCAUUAGGACGCCGAGUUGCGAACACACACAUGCUUUUUCCUGUCUGUGUUUACUCUGUAGAUGUGAGUCGUGUUCUUACAGGCAGACUGUUAACUCUUUUCCACUUUAACCCUUUUCCUGCCAGUCCAUUAACAAAACCCAGGAAAACUCAAACUACAAAUUACAGCACGUCAGACGUCUGGUUACAAUGACGGCGACGACACGCUGAAGUGCAGAAGAUCUUAACAUGCCGUCAUAAUUACUUAUUGAUUAGUAAGAAUUUGAAAUUCCAAAAAAAUUUUAUCAUAAUGAACUUUCAUCUAGGAAUCUAGUACAAAUAAUUAUAGAUAAUAACGGCUAAUACUAAUAUUUGUGUG
Messenger RNA from Clarias gariepinus (North African catfish), 2547 nucleotides. It is a transcript of the gene ssbp3a, whose product is annotated as single stranded DNA binding protein 3a. The transcript is spliced from 18 exons. Gene Ontology annotation, biological process: positive regulation of transcription by RNA polymerase II. The coding region runs from base 24 to 1184 and encodes 386 amino acids. The record is from RefSeq and is a predicted model, not a curated record. Gene Ontology annotation, molecular function: single-stranded DNA binding; protein binding. Gene Ontology annotation, cellular component: nucleus. NCBI's taxonomy places the organism in Eukaryota, Metazoa, Chordata, Actinopteri, Siluriformes, Clariidae.